Messenger RNA from Tetrahymena thermophila SB210, 1053 nucleotides. RefSeq lists its product as hypothetical. The transcript has 11 exons. The record is from RefSeq and is a predicted model, not a curated record. NCBI's taxonomy places the organism in Eukaryota, Ciliophora, Oligohymenophorea, Hymenostomatida, Tetrahymenidae.
AUGUAAUAAAAAAUAUAAUAUGAUCUCAAAGCAAUUUAUUGUUUUAAUUAAAAGAAAUUCUUCAAUAAUAAUGAAGUUUUUCUUAUCAAUUUUUUUAAUAAUUUAAUAUUUCAAUAAAAAAUUACAAAAUAAAAAACAAUGCAAUCUAAAAAAUAAUUUUACAGUCUUAAAGAAUUUUAAAGUUCUUCUUUAUCUUCUCUAACAGAGGCUCAUCUUAUUUUAAACUAUAAUGAAUUCAAUGAUUAAGCUACAUAAAAUUUAAGUUUAGCUUUGGCAGAGUGCAAAAAUCUCACUAUUUUAAUACUUUGGCUAUACUCAAAUAAUAUCAAAAAAUAUGGUGUUUCCAUUUUAAGUAACUCAAUAGCAAAAUGCACUAAUCUUUUAAACUUGAAUCUAGACUUAGGAGAAAACAAAUUUGGAGAGACUGGUAUUUAGGGUUUAUCAUCUAUAUUUAAAAACUGUGUUUCUCUUUAAACUUUGGAUCUCAAUUUAUCAAAAAAUAUGCUAAAUAAAAGUGGAGCUUUAGACUUAGGUUAAGGUUUAUCUAUGUGUCAUUCUCUCUAAACUUUGAAUCUGAAUAUUUGUGAUAAUUAAAUAGGCGAUUAGGGAAUUUUCAAUUUAGGUUCAGGAAUAGCUAAGUGUGUUAAUCUUUUAACUAUCUCUAUUUUACUAUAGGAUAAUGAAAUAUAAUCAGGAGCAUCCAAAUUCGUUUCUACCUUAGAAAAUUGCCCCCAACUUAAUAAUUUGACACUCAACUUCAAUAAAAAUUAUAUGGAAAAUUCUGAUCUUGAAGAUUUAUUCUUUGCUUUAAUGAGAUUAAGCAAACUUAAAAGUUUGGAAAUUUUGUUCAAAUUAAGAUAUCUAAAAACUCUACAGUCUCAAGAGUCUGAAAUAUCAAAAAAAGACGCUUAAAAAUUAGGUUGUGCUCUUGCAAAGUUUAAUAAUAUCUAAACUAUUGUUCUUGAAUUAAGUGAUUUCAUGAACAAAUAAAUCUUUUCUCUAUUUAGAAUGAAUUUAAUGAAGACAAAAAAAUUAGUAAAGAUGUGGAUUUGA